AUGUCCCGCGGCUCCAACGCAGGCUUCGACCGACACAUCACCAUCUUCUCCCCGGAGGGCCGCCUCUACCAAGUGGAAUAUGCCUUUAAAGCCAUCGCUCAGAGUGGGCUGACGUCGGUCGGGAUCAGGGGGUCCGACACCGUGGUGGUCGUUACGCAAAAGAAAGUACAGGACAAGCUGCUGGACUCCUCCACUGUGACCAACAUGUUCAAGCUGACCCCUCGCAUCGGCUGCGUGAUGACCGGCCACAAUGCGGACAGCCGGUCGCAGGUUCACCGGGCCCGAGUGGAAGCUGGAGAAUGGAAAUAUAAGUUUGGCUACGACAUCCCGGCAGACGUUUUGUGCCGCAGGCUGGCCGACAUCUCCCAGGUGUACACGCAGAACGCAGAGAUGAGACCUCUGGGCUGCUGUAUGAUCAUGGUGGCUAUUGACCCCCAGCACGGUCCCGUUCUCUACAAAUGUGACCCGGCAGGCUACUACUGUGGCUUCAGAGCUACGGCGGUCGGAGCCAAACAGACGGAGGCCAACAGCUACUUAGAGAAGAAACUGAAGAAGAAGCCGGACCUGACCCAGGACAGAACCGUGCAGUUGGCCAUAUCCUGCCUGUCCUCCGUCCUGUCGUUGGACUUCAAAGCCACUGAGCUGGAGAUCGCCAUCGUCACCAAAGACAAACCUAAGUUCAGGACUCUGUCAGAGUCUGAGAUCGAAGCCCACCUUGUUGCCAUAGCGGAGCGGGAGUAG
Messenger RNA from Nematolebias whitei (Rio pearlfish), 741 nucleotides. It is a transcript of the gene psma6l, whose product is annotated as proteasome 20S subunit alpha 6, like. NCBI's taxonomy places the organism in Eukaryota, Metazoa, Chordata, Actinopteri, Cyprinodontiformes, Rivulidae. The transcript is spliced from 7 exons. The record is from RefSeq and is a predicted model, not a curated record. The coding region runs from base 1 to 741 and encodes 246 amino acids. Gene Ontology annotation, biological process: ubiquitin-dependent protein catabolic process. Gene Ontology annotation, cellular component: proteasome core complex; cytosol; proteasome core complex, alpha-subunit complex.